This is a messenger RNA of Acaulospora morrowiae, 1053 nucleotides long. Lineage: Eukaryota; Fungi; Glomeromycota; Glomeromycetes; Diversisporales; Acaulosporaceae. The record is from the annotation of a GenBank genome assembly.
AUGAGUCAAAGUACGCACGUUCUUUUUUGCAUGGGCAAUCCUUUAUUGGAUAUUUCGGUCAAUGCCGACACAACACUUUUGAAGAAGUAUGAUCUAAAAGCCAACGAUUCUAUUCUUGCAGAGGAGAAACACAAGCCUUUGUAUGAAGAGUUAAUAAAUAAUUACACGCCUGCUUAUGUAGCCGGUGGUGCGACACAGAACACAGCACGAGGAGCUCAGUAUCUCCUUCCACCCAAUUCGGUUAUCUACUUUGGGUGUGUUGGUAGUGACCAGUACGCUGAUCAAAUGCGUAAAGCAGCAGGUAAAGAAGGGCUAACGGUGGAUUAUUUGGUUGACAACGAGCACCCAACAGGGACUUGUGCUGUCGUCAUUACCGAUCUCAAUAGAUCAUUGGUGGCAAAUUUAUCUGCGGCCGAACAAUAUAAAGAUUCAAAGCAUCUGGAUUUACCUGGAAAAUGGAAAAUUGUUGAAAAUGCUAAAUAUUAUUACAUUGGUGGGUUUUUUUUGACGGUAUCGCCCAGUGCAAUUUUGAAAGUUGCCAGGCAUGCCGCUGAAAACAACAAGCCUUUCAUGAUGAAUCUAUCAGCACCAUUCCUAUGUCAGGCGCCACCUUUUAAGAAAGUUAUGAGUGAUGUUUUGCCAUAUUGGGAUAUUAUCUUUGGAAAUGAGAGUGAGGCCGAAGCUUUCGCGGUCUCUGAGAAUUGGAAGACAACCGAUCUGAAGGAAAUUGCAUUGAAAAUUGCACAACUUCCCAAGGUUAAUACUAAACGUCCUCGAGUGGUUAUAAUUACGCACGGUGCCCAACCAACGGUGGUUGCAUAUCAAGAAACCGGAAAAGUUGUAGAGAUUCCAACCUGCCCGAUUGCUGACAAGGAUAUUGUUGAUACUAACGGUGCCGGUGAUUCAUUUGUUGGCGGAUUCUUGAGUCAAUAUAUUACAGGAAAAAGUAUUGAGGAAUCCGUAAAAGUCGGUCACUGGUUGGCCAAUCAUACCAUUCGACUCGAUGGUCCUACUUAUCCUGAAGAAAAACUCACGUAUCCCGGUUCUUCUUGA